Lactuca virosa is the source of this 393-nucleotide messenger RNA. NCBI's taxonomy places the organism in Eukaryota, Viridiplantae, Streptophyta, Magnoliopsida, Asterales, Asteraceae. The record is from the annotation of a GenBank genome assembly.
AUGGUCGACUACAUAGGGUGUCCGCUUACUCAUCGGUGUCGACUACAUAGGGUGUCCGGCUUACUCAUUCGUGUCCCCUCUAACGUCUCACCCCUGCUACUCCAAACCACCAUCGAUUUAUCCACUUUAUUUCGACAGCGAAGCAGCAAGAACCAAGAACGCAUUACGACGCUGCUGGUGUUGGUGGUGCGGCGACGUGGGUUGCUGGUGGCGGUGACUGGAGGCGUUGUGGUCUUCAGGUGUCGCAAAUCGAUUGCUUCGUGGCAGUUCUAUUCCAUCGCUACGAGUUCCGAUCAAUUUAGUCCAGGUAACGUCGCUCACCACCAUGGUCCAACCCACCGUCGCUCUCCACCACCGAUUGUCCCUACAGGAACUCAUGGUGUGCGAAUAUAG